This is a messenger RNA of Cuscuta epithymum, 1361 nucleotides long. Lineage: Eukaryota; Viridiplantae; Streptophyta; Magnoliopsida; Solanales; Convolvulaceae. The record is from the annotation of a GenBank genome assembly.
CUAAAUCCGUGACUACAGCCGAAUUUUUUUGUAGUGUGUGGUUAAGGCAUCGCUUAUUGAAGACUUAGACAAGUUCUUGAAGGGGAAAGAAUACUACAAGAAGAUUGGCAAGCCUUGGAAGCGCGGGUACUUGCUGUAUGGUCCUCCCGGAACAGGAAAGUCCAGCUUGAUUGCUGCUAUGUCUAACUAUCUUAGCUAUGACAUAUACGAUCUUGAUCUUACAGAAGUUCGCAAUAACACGAAUUUGAGGUCGUUGUUGCUUUCAAUGCCUAGCCGUUCCAUCCUUGUCAUUGAGGAUAUUGAUUGCAGCAUCAAGCUUGAGAAUAGGGAGUCCCUGGAAGAAAAAGAAAACUGCCAUGACAAGGUGACACUUUCAGGGUUGCUUAAUUUUCUUGAUGGGAUAUUGUCUUGUUGCGGAGAGGAAAAGAUAAUUGUACUCACAACAAACCACAAAGACAAAUUAGAUCCUGCCUUGUUAAGGCCUGGAAGAAUGGAUAUGCAUAUACAUUUGUCAUAUUGCAAAUUUUCUGCAUUCAAGCAAUUGGCAAAAAAUUAUUUGGGGAUAGAUCAUCAUAACUUGUUCAAACAAAUUGAAGAGUUGUUUGAGAAAGUAGAUGUGACUCCGGCCGAAGUUGCCGGAGAACUGAUAAAGAACAAGGAUGUUGAGCUUUCCCUUCAAGGCCUCAUUCAAUUGCUCCAAAUUUCUCUUAAGGGCAAUUGAAAUUCAUAUUGGAAUAAUUCACAAAUUACAACUAAUAUUUUUUUUAUCAUCAUAACACAAAACUUAUAUUAAAUCAAUAAAUCUUUUGCCAACUGGCUGACAAUGCAUUGAGGGAUAAUAUCAUAGGUGACCAUCUGAUAUGAGAUAGCAACAUGUGCUCUUACAAGAGCAUGAGCGACACGAUUUGCAGACUUUCUACAAAAAGAGAUAACAAAAUUACUUUCUGUUUCCAAGAUCUUCCUAAUAUCAACAAUAAUGAGGUGAAUAUAGGAAGAGGUCCUUCCAACUCCUUUCUUUAACCCUUGAGCCACAAUGAAAUCAUAUUAAUUAGUUGAUUAUUAUGUGACAUUGUGACUAUAUAAUGAGCUCAUUUGGCAUUUCACAUUUGGCGAUUCAAUCUCUAAUCCAGUUUAUGAUGGGCUAAAAUGCCACUAGCCAAACACUGCAUUUAUGCUAUUUAGUGUGUCGCUUCAGAUUAUAGAUACUACGGAGUAUUAUUUUAACUGAAAAAAUUCAUUUUAUGAUGCUUUUGAAAUGAAUUAUAAAUUGCAAGUUUAGUAAUUUUAGAGCACUGUCACUUUACAAUGUGCUUCAUAAUUAUAUUUGUUUAAAUCUCCACCGCAAAACCGCAAACAUGCCC